Dreissena polymorpha is the source of this 9692-nucleotide messenger RNA. Its product is annotated as unconventional myosin-Ie-like. The coding region runs from base 200 to 3508 and encodes 1102 amino acids. Gene Ontology annotation, biological process: actin filament organization; vesicle transport along actin filament. Gene Ontology annotation, molecular function: microfilament motor activity; ATP binding; actin filament binding. The transcript is spliced from 29 exons. Gene Ontology annotation, cellular component: microvillus; plasma membrane; myosin complex. The record is from RefSeq and is a predicted model, not a curated record. NCBI's taxonomy places the organism in Eukaryota, Metazoa, Mollusca, Bivalvia, Myida, Dreissenidae.
UUCGCCAUGCGCAUGCUCCAGGUUGUAUUUCCUGUUUAUUAUUCCUUACUGUCGCAGAAAAGCAAUUGUUUGUGUACAAAAUACAUAACCUGACUGAUGGAAAAAUAAAUAGCGAUGCAUCGUGACAGUUGACAUUACCGUUUCAGAAAAAAAUACGUUUAAACUUAUUAUAAGUUAAUAAACUUCUCACAGCAGGAAAAUGCCGUACCAUUGGCAGAGCCACAAUGUCAAGACCAGCGGGGUUGAUGACAUGGUGCUGCUGCAGAAGAUCUCAGAGUCAGGCAUCGUGGAUAACCUGAAAAAGAGGUUCAUGGAGGACACCAUCUAUACAUAUAUUGGUCCGGUGCUGGUGUCUGUGAACCCUUUCAAGGCCCUGAACAUCUACAGUGAGAAGGAGGUGGACCAGUAUCAAGGAGCUGCCCAGUAUGAAAACCCUCCGCACGUGUAUGCACUCACGGACAACAUGUACCGUAACAUGAUGAUUGACAUGGAGAAGCAGUGUGUCAUUAUCAGUGGUGAGAGUGGUGCAGGGAAGACGGUUGCUGCCAAGUAUAUUAUGAGCUACAUCUCCAAGGUGUCAGGGGGAGGGGCUAUGGUACAGAGAGUGAAAGACGUCAUUCUGGAAUCCAAUCCUCUUCUGGAAGCAUUUGGAAAUGCAAAGACAGUCAGAAACAACAAUUCCAGUAGAUUUGGCAAGUACGUGGAGAUACAGUUUAGCCGUGGUGGUGAGCCAGAUGGUGGCAAAAUAUCUAACUUUCUCUUGGAAAAGUCCAGAGUAGUGAGCCAAAACCUUGAAGAAAGAAAUUUCCACAUCUUUUAUCAACUGUGCUCUGGUGCGGACAAGACUCAAAAAGAGCAGUUUGGCAUCUCCACGCCCGACUUCUACUGCUACCUCAACCAGAGUGGAGCCUACACAGUGGAUGGGGUAGAUGAUGUCAAGGACUUUAGGGAUACCCUGCACGCCAUGCAAGUGAUAGGGCUGGAUGAUCAGACUCGAGAAGAUGUCCUGUCCCUUGUAUCAGGCAUUCUUCACCUUGGCAACAUCUCUUUUGUGGAGAAUGGCAACUACGCUGCCAUUGCUGACCCAGGAUUUCUAGAAUACCCAGCUUACCUGUUUGGAAUACGGCAAGACCUUCUGCAGUCCAAGAUUACAAGUCGUAAAAUGGACAGCAAGUGGGGCGGCAAGUCAGAAAGUAUCGAGGUCACACUCAAUGUGGAGCAGGCAGAGUUCACGCGUGACGCUCUUUCGAAGGCCCUCUACUCUCGCAUGUUUGAUUUUCUAGUGGAGUUGGUGAAUAAAGCCAUUAGGAAGGAGAAAGAAGAAAUCAACAUCGGUAUUUUGGACAUUUACGGCUUUGAGAUUUUCCAGAAAAAUGGGUUUGAGCAGUUCUGUAUCAACUAUGUCAACGAGAAGUUACAGCAGAUAUUCAUUGAGCUCACUCUCAAGGCAGAACAGGAAGAGUAUGUGCAAGAGGGUAUCAAGUGGACACCAAUCGACUACUUCAACAACAAGAUAGUGUGUGACCUCAUAGAGAGUAAGAAGCCUAUCGGGGUCAUGUGCGUCCUUGACGACGUGUGUGCAACGAUGCAUGCAGUGUCUGAAGGGGCAGACCAAACUCUCUCACAGAAACUGAAUGCCGCAGUGGGCAGCAAUGAACAUUACAAUGGUACCAAUAUCGGCUUUGUCAUCCACCAUUACGCAGGCAAGGUGGAGUACUUCGUGGAAGGGUUCUGUGAGCGCAACAGGGACGUCCUCUUUAUUGAUCUGAUACAGCUCAUGCAGUCCAGCGAUAAUGACUUUAUAGUCAAGCUCUUCCCAGACAGUGUAGAUGCCAUGACCAAAAGCCGUCCGACAACAGCUUCAACAAAAAUCAAGUCUCAAGCCAACAAGCUGGUGGACACUCUGAUGCAGUGCACACCACACUAUAUCCGAUGUAUCAAACCUAACGAGACCAAACGACCCAAGGACUUUGAGGACAGCAGGGUGAAACAUCAAGUUGAGUACCUGGGUUUGAAGGAGAACAUUCGAGUCAGACGUGCUGGAUUUGCAUUCAGGAGAGAAUUCCCCAAAUUUAUGCGGAGAUACGCCAUUUUGACCCCGGAGACGUGGCCCCAGUGGACAGGGGACAUAACUCGAGGUAUACACCACCUCAUGAACUCUGUCAACAUGGAUAAGGAUCAGUACCAGCUCGGCAAAACUAAAGUCUUCAUUAAGAACCCAGAGUCGCUGUUCUUGCUAGAAGAAAUGAGGGAGCGAAAAUUUGACAGCUAUGCUCGAGUUAUCCAGAAAUCAUGGAGGAAGUAUCAUGCUCGGCAACAGUACUUCAAACAGAAGGAAGAAGCCUCGGAUAUUCUGCUGAACCGCAAAGAGAGAAAGCGAUAUAGUAUCAACCGCAAUUUUGUGGGCGACUACAUAGGCAUGGACGAGAAUCCAGCAUUGCGAGCUCUCGUGGGAAAGAGGGAGAGAAUAGAGUUUGCAGACACCGUCAACAAGUAUGACAGACGGUUUAAGGCCACCAAACGAGAUCUCCUGCUUACUACACAGAAUAUUUACCUAAUUGGCAGAGAAAAGAUCAAAAAGGGUCCACAGAAGGGUCAACUGGUGGAAGUUGUGAAGAGACAGCUGCCCCUGGAGCAGGUCCAGUCAAUAGCAUUUAGUACUAUGCAAGAUGACCUAUUUGUUAUGAAUAUACAGAACGACUAUGCUAGCGUGCUAGAAUCAAUCUUCAAGACAGAGUUCCUGUCCUUGUUAACAAAACGUUACAAGGACAAAACUGGGAAGGAACUCCGAUUGAUAUUUUCUGACAGUAUUGAUUUUGGUGUGAAGAAGGAGGGCUGGGGAGGUGGUGGGUCAAGGAUGAUUAAGUUCGUGAGAGGUCAGGGAGAUGUGGCCGUGUUCAAGGUGUCCGGCAAGACCCUCACAGUGUCCAUAGGGUCUGGAUUGCCCAAGGAUUCCAGACCUAGAAGAUCAGCCCCGAUGGUCAGUAAUGGCGGCCCUGGCAACAGACGCCCGUCCCGGAUAGCGCCGUCCCGACCUGCCCCCUCAUUCCCAGCACCUUCCAUACCAACAACAGCCCCACCUAGCGCCCGAAAAAUAUCCAAACAGCACAGCGUGGAAAAGGCUCCAUCGCUCCCAAGGCAGGGUGCCCAUGUGAUGGCGAAGAAGAUUCACAAUGCAGUUGAGAUGCGAAACAACGACUUCAUGAAGGUGCCUGACUCAGGACAGUCUGGCCAAACCAGAUCUCAAAUACAGAAUGUUCAGAGAAAUCGUAUGAGUGAUGUGAAGCCCAGCCCAGGAGGGGGCAAACCCAAGCCCACCCCUAAGGCGAAGCCCGUGCUACCCAAAUGCCGGGCGCUGUACGCAUAUGACGCCCAGGACACCGACGAGUUGACCUUCAACGAGGGGGAGAUAAUUGAGAUAGUCAAGGAAGACCCAGCGGGUUGGUGGAAGGGCCGAUUGCGUGGCAAAGAUGGUCUCUUCCCAGCUAACUAUGUGGAGAAGAUCUGAGUGGUCACCCAUAGAGACAACACAUAUGAUACCAUGUGACUGGACAGAACGGAAAUAUUACAUCUGAUAUUUGUAAUGGGUAUUGUCACAUGUUCGAAUUUCACAGGGAUUGUAAUUAUAAAAAAGUGUGCAAACGUUGUUGAAAACUACAGUUUUGUUUUAUACUUCUUUUCUUUUUCUUUAAAAAAAAUGCAUAUUUAUUAAUUGUUUUACAGCAGCUAGAUUUAUGUUAAAUUUGAACAAUGAUCUAUGCAUAUAAAAGUAAUAAAAAAACCAUUAAAGCCUUGCUAUAGGAAAAUGGGGUUUGAUGCAUUUGCGUUAAGUGUCGUCCCAGAUUAGCCUGUGCAGUCCGCAGGGACGAGGCUUUAUGCUUUUAUGAUAUUUUUUGUUUCAAGAAAGUCUCAUUUUAGCAAAAAUCCAGUUGAGGCGGAAAGUGUUGUCCCUGAUUAGCCUGUGUGUACUGCACAGGCUAAUCUGGGAUGACACUUUACGCACAUGCAUUAAACCCCCUUAAUGCAUGUGUGUGAAGUGUUGUCCUAGGCUAGUCAGUGUAGUCUGCACAGGCUAAUCACGGAUGGCGCUUCCAGUCUAAACUGAUUUCAACCAUUUAAGGGGACGUGGUUGUCUCUAAUAAGCCUGUGAAGACUGCGCAGAAUAAUGUGGGACAACUCUAUGCUCAUGCAUUAAGCGGUGUUUAUCCAGUGUGAGGGUCAGUUAUGUUUCUGUUCUUCAAGGUAACCAAGGUAACGGGUAUCAACUGUUAAAUGACUACAAUUAUCAAAAAUAGGCUAGUGUACAUCAACGUGCAACGAUUUGAAGGUGAAGUGACAGGCAAAGGUCAAAAUGGUAUAAGAUAAUUUAUAAAUAUUUGUAAGUCACAAGUGUAAGAGAUAUGUUUAUUUUUUUUUAGGUAUGACAUGAUUGUUUUACAUGAGACAAACAAUAGCCUUUUACAUUUUUUUUUUUUUUUUGCACAAUUCCCCACAUCAGAGCAUAAUUUGGACCUUUGGUUGUUCUGAACAUUAUGACAAUUGCAAAUAUACAUAAAUAUAUCAAGUAUUGGUGAGGUUUUUAUAUCAAAAUUACUUUAUAGUAAAAAUUUAAUAAUUAAGUGCUUCUUGUUCACAUUUAUAAAUAUAUAAAUCUUAAAAUUUAGAAAAAACAAUGCAAAUAAUUACCGUCUGAUAGAUUUCUAUGAACUCUGAAAUUCUACAUCAAAUGUUAUGAUAUUUAUAUUAAGUCAGAAUAAUUGUGGAUUAAGCAGUGGUUCCAUGCAUUGUUUAUUGUUGUUUGAUCUAUGCAUUAUUGUUGUAUUACAUUGAUCUUGUUUGUUGCUGAUCCAACUUUGUAACAUUCCUUCCAGAACAAUCUUUUUGAAGUGCCUGGUGUUUGCCUGCUUAUAUGACACACUUCAUGCGAAAAUGGGUCUUAUGCAAUAUGAAGCCAGCGUAGCUCCACACCAGGGUGCCCUAUAUUGCAGUCUAGUAAGGAGCUACGUUUUCAGCUACAAAGUCAUGCAAGGUUUGCUGGUCUCAUUACUAUAUAGGACAGUGAAGCUCCUGACCUAGUGUAAUACCCAUUUUUGCAUGACACAGCCCAUUUGUGUUGAUUAUUUAGCUUUAUGAAUGAAUUAUUAUCUUUAAUGAUCUAUUUCAAUAAAUAUCUGUCUCCACGCACUCAUGUUUAUAUAAUUUGUUAAGAUUGUAAGCCAUUGUAUCAAACUACUCUUGUAUUGUUCACUAUAUUUAUUCAUCCCAUCAUUGAAUCACUUUUUUCUUUAAUAAGCAUUCCAAUUAUAUAUUUUAUUCAUCAACAACAUUGCAUGCUGUUAUUAUUGUAAGACACAUUUCUGAAAAACAAAUCAGCCGGGCAGACACUUUCGGUUUUUAUGAUAUUUUCAUUUCACGUAUCAAAAAUCAAGUUUAGGCGGAAAGUGUUGUCCCCGAUUAGCCUGUGCAAAUUGCACAGGCUAAUCAGGGACGACACUUUACGCACAUGCAGUAAACCAACUUUUUACAGAGCAUGGUUCAAAUAAAGAGUGACUUAAGUUAUGUCUGAUGUCUGAUGAAAACCGAUUGAGUCUGGUUCUAUUAAACUAAGCUCAAUUGAUAUGUGUAAAAUGUUAGCACAGGCUUAUCUGGGACAACACUUAUCCCCUAGACUUAAUUUUUAAUUAGAUGAGAUUCCUUUAACAAACAAGUUUUAUAAAAGCGGAAAGUGAUGUCCCUGAUUAGCCUGAGCAGACAGCACAGGCUUAUCUGGCGCAAUCUGUUACUCACACAUGCAUUAAGCCCAGUUUUCUCAGGUGGAGUCUGAAAUGUGUUGCAAGGGCCAGUUUAAAAGGGACCUUUUUGCAGAUUUAGGCAUGUUUUGAAGUUUGUCAUUAAAUGCUUUAAAACAUUGUAAAUAAAGAGUUCCAGUUUAAAUAAAAAACUAAGUUAAACAAAGAUUUUUUUAAAUCCACACCUGGGCUCGAACUGACCCUUGGAGUAAAAGACUACCGCAUAAACCACUCGUCCAGCUGUGCUGUGCAUGUUUUUUUGUAACUUUAUAUAUGCAAUCCUUGUAAUGUCACAAAAUAUAAUGAUAACAGAAAUUUCCAAAUUAUACAAUCAUUUCGCAUUUAUAACUUAUGAUUUUCGUUUUUUUUAAUUGUCAAAAGAUUUGUACAUUUGAUAUUUGUGAGCAUGACUAAUCUCAAACAAUUUUGUUCAUCAAAACAUGAGAAGAUCUUUUUAAGUUUAUCUGUCUCUCAGCAAAAUAUUAUUGAAUAAGGUCUAUCAUACGAGGAAUUCUGUGAUUCUAUUACUAGGUUUGUUACUUUUAGUGCAUUAUACGUUUUGAUAAGUUUGUCUCGUUAUGUUAAAUGAUAUUAUUAUAUUGAAAAUUAGUUUGAAAGUAUACAGUUUGUUGACUGCGCUGUGACUUCCUUUAAGUCUGAAGGCACAGGCUAAUCAAGGACGACACUUUCUGCCUAAACUUGAUUUUCACCAAAAACAGAUUGUUUAAACAAAAAAUACCAUAUAAUCGGCGUUCCUGAUUAGCCUGUGCGGACUGCCAAGGCUCAUGUGGGACAGCACUAAAUGCACAUGCAUUUUGCCCUGUUUUCCCCAGUAUUAUUAGCUCGGCGUUUUCGGAGAAAACCCGAGGUAUUGUCAUAGCCAGCUCAACAUGUCGUCCGCCGUCUGACGUCCGCGUUGUGCUAAAACCUUAACAUUGGCUCUAAAAUCAAAGUGCUUCCACCUACAACUUUGAAACUUAAUAUGUAUAUGCACCUUGAUGAGUUCUACAUGCCACACCCAUUUUGGGGUCACUAGGUCAAAGGUCAAGGUCACUGUGACUUCUACAAAAAAAAAUCAAAAAAAUCUAACAACCUUUCAACUCAAAACUGCACCCGUAGUAGAAGGUGGCACCUGUUAUGCGGUGCUCUUGUUUGUACCCAUGUUUCUAGAGGAUGUUUUUUUUCAGGAGGAUUCCUUUUUUACAACUGGAAUCUUUAUUGACUAGUUCUAUAUACAACUUAACAAGCUGGCACAUAUUCUUGUAUAAAUUAAGUAAAGAUUGUUUCACUCUCAAUUUGGGUAAUUUAGUUUCAUGUCAAUGUACGUAAAAUUAACCCUUUAGCAGUUAGAUACGUAUUUCACGCAUUUGUAGUUCCAUAGAAAGCUGAAUUAAAUUAAAGACCUUUCUUACUAGAUUCAAAUGUUAAAGGCUUCAUUUCCAACCCUUUCAAAUACUGAUGAGCAGCAAACAGCAUAAAACCUGAACAGACUGCAAGUUACUCGCAGGCUGUUCUGGUUUUAUGCUGCAGGCUGUUCUGGUUUUAUGCUGUUUGCACAUAGCCAUUUUCACUUUGCUUUUGAGUGGGAAAGGGUUGAUACAGAUUUGAGUUUAUUUCAGACCAGACAUUUCAUUGCAUAAGUUCUAGUCUGUUUUCUGAAGUUUCUAUUAAUCCGAACAGGUAUUUUGUUGUAUUGUUUUAGAUCUUUAUUUGAUGCACCAUCUUGCGUGGUUCCUUAUUUAAAAACCUUGUGAUUUAUUAUUAUCUUUUAUAGACAUUAACAAUUUAAUCGUAAUGUAAAUUGUGCACUCAAUUUUUAUUGAAGAAGUAUUACUUAAUUCUUUAACUUCAUUGCAUUUCUUUCUGGUGUGCAUUUGGAAUUUCACUAUUCCAACAGUACGUGAUUUGGUUUGUGAUAAAACAUUCUUAAGCAUUUACAAAAAUAAACAUGCUUGAUACAGUUUCUUAAAUGCAUUAUAAUGAACUAGUUUAUUCAUCUGAAACAUUUUUAGAUGGAUAUAUACCUAUGGUAUGAUAUUAAGAGUAACUCUUAUUUCAUAAAAAAAUGAAACACUAAAUACUGGGCAUUUCAUGGCUUAUAAUACUUCAUUAACUUAGUGAAGGACUUGUAUAAUCAAGUCAUUUAUUGUUGAAUAUUUCCUUUCCAGAAUGGUGGACUCUGUGUAAUGCUUGUUUUGAUAAAGUUUGGAGGAUAAAUCUUUUGUAGCAAUCUCAUUUCUGUGAGCAGACAAAUAGACAUGUUGUUAGAAUUAUAUUUUUGUCACCUUUGUAAAAAAAACAACAGUUCAUUUAUUAAAUAAGUGACACACUUAUUUUAUUUAACCAUCAAAUUGCAGCAGGAUGAACAGCUGUACGAACUUAUGAAACAAUUACAAUAAGGAAUAUUGUUUUGUAAUAAAUGUGCUUUCACAGAAGUUGCAAUAUUGUUGUGUUAUGUUAAUAAUGUUAUGGGGGCUUAGAACGCUUUCAAUAUGUAGGACUUUUAACUGCACCAUUUGCAUUUAUUAAUCGAGUAGCAAGAUGUGUCAAGCUGAGACAACCUUCUACUGAAACCUGAUUUUUUUUAGCUCAGCUGUUUUCGGAGAAAACCCGAGGUAUUGUCAUAGCCAGCUCGUCCACCAUCCCUGGCGUGCUGAAACCUUAACAUUGGCUCUAAAAUCAAAGUGCUUCCACCUACAACUUUGAAACUUCAUAUGUAGCUGCACCUUGAUUAGUUCUACAGGCCACACCCAUUUUUGGGUCACUAGGUCAAAGGUCAAGGUCACUGUUACCUCAAAUAAAAAAAAUUCUGACAAGCUUUCAUUUUUUCAAAACUGCACCCGUAGCCAAGCGUUGGCACCUGCUAUGCGAUGCUCUUGUUAGGGCAAAAUUUUGAUAAUCAACUAGAAAUAAAUGUUCAGUAACAAAUGCAAUCAAAGUAAGAAGCGGGUUUUAUGAGAAGCAUAUAAAGUCAUAAUUGCAGAUAGAACUAUGAAAUUGUCUUAAUAUGUUUUUAGAGACAGUCAAUCAACUCAAUGUGCUUGUUUUGGGCACCAUAGUGCCUUUGCUUUAAUUGUUUAUGCAAAUAACAUGUUUAACAUUAUUAUCCCCUGCCAUAGGCGGAGGGAUAUUGUUUUGGCGUUGUCUGUCCGUCCUUCCGUCUGUCUUUCCGUCCGUAUGGAGCCAUAUCUUGGAAGUGCUUUGGCGGAUUUCAUUGAAACUUGGUAUGAGUAUAUAUAUAUGGAUAAGAGGAUGAUGCACGCCAAAUUGCAUUGUACACCAUCUGUUAAUAACGGAGUUAUGGCCCUCUGUAUCUUGAAAAAAUGCUUUUUUUGAGUGUCAAAUAUAACACUUUUGUGUCCAGAAGCAUAUUGGCGGGGGAUAUCAAUUCAACGAAUGUGCUUGUUUAUUUUCGAAUGGGAUCAUUACUUGUAAUACAUUCUUUAUUUUCAUACUUUAAGUGAACUUGUCCUUAUUCAAAUUUGUGUUGAGCAAUUGAAUUUGAGAACUCUUCUGUAUUAAUUUACUUAUUAUAUGAGCCUUGUUCGUUAAAAACUGGAUUUAAUGCAUCUCUCCGCCUGCACUGGAUUUUGGUUGACAAGAGACUUUUAUAAACGAAAAAACAUACAAUCGCAGUGUCCUCCCUGAUAAGCCUGUGCUGACUGCAGAGCUCAGAUGACACUACACACAUGCAUUAAGCCCAGUUUUCCCAGAACAAGGCUCAUAUGUGUGCAUGUAUUUCGCAAAUACUUUUUUAGAAUAAAUACUGCUGCUGUAUAGGCUACUAUAUUUUUAUUUUAUAUCAAUAUAUUCUGUUGUUAGUUAUACAUAAUCUAAUUAAUGUAGCUUAUAUUGGUUACAUGACAUUGUUGAAUUAUACAUAUAAUAAAUUAUGAAUUGUUA